Molecule: messenger RNA, 1861 nt
Organism: Suhomyces tanzawaensis NRRL Y-17324
Lineage: Eukaryota; Fungi; Ascomycota; Pichiomycetes; Serinales; Debaryomycetaceae
Gene: ALT1
Product: alanine transaminase
Exons: 1
Coding region: 275-1798 (507 amino acids)
Biological process (GO): biosynthetic process
Molecular function (GO): pyridoxal phosphate binding; L-alanine:2-oxoglutarate transaminase activity
Source: RefSeq, a predicted model, not a curated record
UGAUGUGCUCAUGGUAUGGCCGGAGAGCCGCGGCGGCCUUAUAAGCCCGUGCCCCUCCUGGGGCCUUGCCGGACAUUAUCACCCGAACGCACACGACUACCCCGGGGCAUUACAUCCGAGUAUCUAACCUUUACUCCACAUUUUGAUCUCCGGAGCAUAUCUGGCAUAUCGGAGUCAAGGGAUUUGGACACUCACCGGCUAAUCUAUAUAAUAGCUGUUAUCUCGAAAAAUUCGAUUUCAAAAAAGUGACUCACACUACCAACCUUAAUCCACCAUGGCUUCUUCAACCUUAUUGUGGAAACGGGCAUUGCCUACAACCUCCAGGAUAGUCAGAAUGUACUCUACGUUCAAGCCGGCAUCUCCGUUGACAGUCCAUGACAUCAACCAGCACACCAUCGAGGCCAAGUACGCUGUCAGAGGCAGUAUCCCCAUCAGAGCCGACGAGUUGCAGUCCUUGAUCGACUCCCACCCCACCCUGCACGGGUUGCCCUUCUCCAAGAUCAUCAAUGCCAACAUCGGUAAUCCCCAACAGCUCCAACAGAAGCCGUUGACCUGGUACAGACAGGUGUUGUCCAUUCUCCAAUACCCAGAGUUGUUGGACGAGGUCAAGUUCCCCGCAGACGUGGUAGACCGUGCCACCACCUUGCUCAAGCACUUAGGAUCGGUGGGUGCCUACUCGCCUUCCCAGGGUGUUCCUUAUAUCAGAAACUCGGUUGCACAAUUCAUCUCUGACAGAGACGGCUACGACGCAUCUCCCGAGAACAUCUUCUUGACCGGUGGUGCUUCUGCAGCCGUGACUUACUUGUUGCAGAUCUUAUCAGCAGGACCCAACUCCGGUUUCCUCAUUCCUAUUCCCCAGUAUCCUUUGUACACCGCCACUAUUGCCUUAAACAACGCAAAGCCCAUUGGUUACUUCCUCAAUGAAGACAACCAUUGGUCAACUGACCCAAACCAGAUAAGACAACUCAUCAAGACCAAUAAGGAACAAGGUGUGGACAUCAAGGCCUUAGUUGUCAUCAACCCUGGUAACCCCACUGGCUCGAUUCUUUCUGAACAAGAUAUCAUUGAGCUCAUUGACAUCGCUGCAGAGCACGGUAUCGUACUUAUUUCGGACGAAGUGUACCAAGAGAACAUUUUCAAGGGAAAGUUCCUUUCCAUGAAGAAGGUGUUGUGUGAAUUGAAGGAAUCCCAUCCACACUUGUACUCCAACGUCCAACUCGCCUCCCUUCACUCUACUUCCAAGGGUGUCAGUGGUGAAUGUGGCCAACGUGGUGGUUACAUGGAAUUGAUUGGUUUCACGCAAGAAGUGAAGUCAGUGGUAUUCAAGUUGGCAAGCAUUAAUUUAUGUUCUGUUGUUUCUGGUCAAGCAUUAAUGGAAUUGAUGAUUAAUCCUCCUAAGCCAGGUCAAGAAUCUUACGAGCAAUACCACCAUGAAACUAGUGCUAUCCAUACUGAUUUGGAGACCAGAGCCUCUGCUUUGUACGAAUCUUUCCUCGAGAUGGAAGAUAUCUCCUGUAACAAGCCAAUGGGAGCUAUGUAUUUGUUCCCUCGUCUUCAUUUCACUGAAGAACACUAUCCAUUGUUAUUCAAGAGAGCCCGUGAUCAAAAGCAGUUGCCCGACGAUACCUACUGCAUCGAAUUGUUGGAGCACACUGGGAUCUGUUGCGUUCCAGGAAAUGGGUUCGGUCAAGUCGAAGGCACAUACCAUCUCAGAACCACCUUCUUACCACCAGGUACCGAAUGGAUCGAGAAAUGGACUGCUUUCCACAAAGCAUUCAUUCAAAAGUAUAAGGUUUAGACAACUAUGUUCAUUUCUACUCAACGUCCUUAUUUCAUUAUUUAUUGAAUACACGAUAUUUAA